Molecule: messenger RNA, 2001 nt
Organism: Rosa rugosa (rugosa rose)
Lineage: Eukaryota; Viridiplantae; Streptophyta; Magnoliopsida; Rosales; Rosaceae
Product: senescence-associated carboxylesterase 101-like
Exons: 4
Coding region: 189-1910 (573 amino acids)
Biological process (GO): lipid metabolic process; defense response
Molecular function (GO): carboxylic ester hydrolase activity
Source: RefSeq, a predicted model, not a curated record
UCAAUUUUCAGUUACACAACCACCAAACUUGUAGUCUGAAUUCUAGCUUCGGUCAAACUGAACUAGGAUGUCAAUUUUGGGAGCAUAACCAUGUAUUGAAUAUUCAUUGUUUUCGAAGACCAUCUGACUGCAUCUGUUUGCAUAAUUGCUCUGGGUUUCUAAGCAAAUUGGAGAGAAGCAGCUUGAAGAUGAGCAACAACCAAUUCAGCAGUGGUUUGGAAUCGGCCAACUUUGUAUUGACCUCUGAUCCAGUUCACCAAGCUUGGAAUGCGAUCGGCAAACAAAAACAGAUCAAUCCAAAUGCAGAGCCAUCUUUGUUCAAUGAAAUCCAACCAGAAAAUCCUACCAUCAUAGCUUUUGGAACUCCACCUAGCUCUCUUCAAGGACAAGAAGGCUUGGUUUCAUCAUCAAAUCUCAAAGAAGACAACUUUGAUCACUUUGAGUUUUUGUGCAACAAAAGCAACCCAAAUUUCUCCCUCAAUCAAGCAGCCAUCGAACUCUUCAAGUCACAAUACCAUGAGCUCCUUCGCCUGAAAGAGAAGCUGGUAGGGAAUAGCAAAAGCAAAACCCCUUCAUUAGUAAUCAUCACUGGACAAUCUGUGGGAGGUAGUGUGGCUACACUCUUCACUUUGUGGCUGCUACAAGGCUUCAACUUGUCGAGAGCCAAUAAACGCCCCCUUUGCGUUACUUUCGGUUCGCCCCUUGUUGGAGAUGAACACCUCCGACAAUGUGUGUUACAGUUCUCAACCUUGAAGUCUUGCUUCUUGCAUGUUGUAUCUAACCAAGAUCCUACACCUCAACUCUUUAUAUCCCGAAAUCCUGGUGCUUAUAAGCCAUUUGGGACAUUCCUAUUAUGCUCGGCUUCAGGUUGUGCUUGCUUUGAGGACCCAGAUAUCAUUUUGGAACAGUUGGUGAAAACCAACUCUCAAAAUCAAGAGUGCCAUUAUGGAAAAAUUUUGGGAGAUCUCAAGUGCAAGGCAUUGUGUAAUGUGCUCAAGUCUACUGAAGCUGAAAGAGAUUCACUUCAAGCAAGCCUUAUCACACAACUUCAAGCAAUUGAAAUUCUCUCGCAGAAACAGCCAAGUACAGAGAUCCACAAUCUGAUUCAAAGGAUGAAGAAACAUGAAGCGACGUUACUAAUUCAGAUGAAGAAAAAUUCGAAUUUGGAAUCGCACGAGGAUUUGAAUGAAAUGAAACUGCUCAUGGCCUUCUUGGAGUGGUACAAGAAGGAAGGCAUACGUAGGAAAACUGGAGACUAUGACACGUACAAAAACCAGUGGGACCCAACUGACAAGAAAAAUGUGGAGUAUAAGGAGAAGCUUAUGAAUUACUGGGAGGACAUUGUCACAGAAGUAGAGAACAGGCCCCAAAUAGAAGGAGCUCAUUUUCGGGUUCGUUUUCUUUAUGCAGGCACAACGUACAGAAGGUUGCUUGAACCACUUCACAUUGCAGAAUACUACAAGGAUGGCGGGAAAAACUACCAAACUGAAGAGGGAAAAAGGCCCAAACAUUUCAUUCUUUUGGAGGAGUGGUUGAAGAAAGUAGUCAAACCUAAAGCUACCCCAAGCAAAUCGAAAAAAGAGAACGCGGGAUCUAAUCUCAAUGAGGAUUCUUGUUUUUGGGCAUAUGUUGAGGAAGCACUCAUCUCUUGCAAUACGCUGAAGGAUGAAGAAUCAAGUAGUGAAGAGAGAGAAUCUUCGCUGCAAAAAUUGAAAGAAUUUGAGGGAUAUGUGCUGGAUUCCCUCAAGAAUUAUGCCGUAAACCCUGAGAUUUUCUUGGAGCAGAGCAGUUUCAUGCAAUGGUGGAAUAAAUAUCAGGUAAUUAUGGGAAGUUACUAUUCCUCAUCACUCACGAAACUCAUGAAGAAUGGCACUUACCUCCUGUUUAACGAAGGAAGACUGGAUUUGUGAUCCAAUAAAUAAGAAUGCCAGCUAUUUUUUCUUUUUUCUUUGAGUGAAAAGUAUUAAUUGGAUGUAAAUUUGUUUGAAUUAAGAGUACGUA